Molecule: messenger RNA, 3837 nt
Organism: Vespa mandarinia (Asian giant hornet)
Lineage: Eukaryota; Metazoa; Arthropoda; Insecta; Hymenoptera; Vespidae
Product: lachesin
Biological process (GO): synapse organization
Cellular component (GO): neuron projection membrane
Source: RefSeq, a predicted model, not a curated record
AGCGCCGUGCCGGAGGCUCCAGUCCGAUCGCAGCAUCACUUGCGGUGCUUUCGCGCGCGCUUCUCUCUCUCUCUUUUCCGUCAGCCAACGAACGGAAGCGAUUAUUUUUUUUUCUUUUUCUUUCGUUAUAUCUACACGAGAGAGAAACGCUUUCGUCUGAAUCUUCUCUCGUUCUUUUUUUUCCUCCCUCUCUUACUCGCGCCAUUUUCAUCUCUCUUUCUCUCUUUUCUCUUCUUCUGCUUUGCGCGAAGACGAAGAGAGAGAGAGAGGAACAAAGAUAAAAGGAUAAACCGCGUGUGUUAUGAAAAGGGAGAAGGACGGAGAGAGAAUGAGAGAGAAAAAGAGUGACGACCGACAUUGAUAGGCAUACGUGAAGAAAAAGCGAAGAAAGUGUAAGAAGAAAGAAAAGAAAAGAGAGACAUACCCUUCAACACUUUCUCACUCUCAUUUUUUUUUCUCUUUCGGUAACGACAUGUAACCCGAAAACAAUGGGAAGAAAAGUGUCGGAGUAUAAAUUUCGACGUGGACGCGGGAUCGAAAAGCUAAAUGUUUCUUCGCGCCGAAACUCGCGGGGAAUAACGAGAACGCGGUAUUAACCGAUGAAUCUUAUUUUCUUCCUGCGUUUUCUCAGUCUCCUCUUCGUCUAUCUGAUCCUUGCCGUAUUGUUUUUCGAUUGAAUUCUCGCGCCUUGCUCUCAUCUUAAUCCUCCGUCGGGUUACGUCAAUGAAGAGAAGAGAUUGAAAACUCGUUCACUUUACUUCCACCGUCAAAGAAGUUUCGCUGUUUGGUGCUACGUGUGCGUCGCGACUUGAAAUCAACGAGAUUUCAUUUUCACCUUUUUCUCGAGAGCAAGUGGACUAUGUGCAUUUCGGUAUAUACGCUUCCCUUCUUUUCUUCAACUUGAAAAGAUUCGAAGUAAUCAUUUAAGCAUUUAUGAAAAUUCUUUGUGUUACGACUGUGUCGGACUAAUAUCAAAUUCAUCUAAUCUUCAAGGAAGAAAAACAGUGUCAUCGAUUGAUAACGAUCGUUAAACAGUCGCGUGAAGAGUGUAUUGCGAUAAAUAAAAAGAGAAAUCUAAACUCGUUAUCUGUCGACAUUAAUCUCGCGCAGCGAGAAAAUUACGAGGGUGGAACAUAACAAGGAUCACUAACACGGUGUGCUUGUCGCAAGAAACGACUUCGAAGAGGAUUCAUCGGAAGCUCUGCUCGUGUUCUUGCAAGCUCGCCGAGUUGGUGAAUUAAAGGGCAGUGCUCUGAUAAAAGUGAAUGGAUCUUUCUUGUAUAUCAAGUGCCACGCGUCGAGUUUUUUACAUCAUCGUUACGUUCCACCGGUCUCGCGCCAUUUUCAUCAUCCCCGUUCCUCUUUCGUGUUUCCUGUUGAGAUCGAAGAAUUUGAAGAAAACGAAGAAGGAACAACGACCAGCUCUCUAUCGAGAUUUCCAUGGAGUAGAUCCACAGGAUGACGAUCACUAUGAAGUAUUUUCACAUUGUUCUAAUACUUCUCGGAGGUACUCAUCUCCUACGAGCUCAACCGUCGGCCUCUCCGCUUAUCAAAAGCAUUGGUGAGUCCGGCAGCGUGAGCAGUGUAAACGUUGAUCUCGGUAAGCCGACGAAUCCAUGGGCCAGACCUCAAUUCGACGACAUCGCACCAAAAAAUAUCACUGCCAUAGUUGGUCAAACGGCCGAGCUUAAUUGUUACGUUAAACGUCCAGGUGAUCGUGUGGUCUCUUGGAUACGGAAAAAGGAUUUGCAUAUCUUGACAUCGUCGAUUCACACGUACACAGGAGAUGGGAGAUUUUCCGCCAAACAUCCUGAAUCUUCGGACGAGUGGACGUUGAAGAUUGAAUACGUGCAGCCUCGCGAUGCCGGAAUUUAUGAGUGCCAAGUCAACACCGAGCCUAAAAUGAACUUAGCCUUCACGUUGAGAGUCGAAGAAAGUGCCCCUGUCCCUGCCACCACCGCACCGAACUCCAUCCGACGGACAUUCAACUCAGCUGCUCAAGCAAAGAUUCAGGGACAGGAGGAUGUCUACGUGAAGAAGGGUAGCACGAUAAGCCUCAUGUGCACUGUUAAUGUGCAAAGUACACCUCCGAGCAGCGUUUCGUGGCAUCACGGUGGAGCUGUAGUGGAUUUCGACAGCCCCAGCGUUCACCACAGGGGCGGGGUAUCCUUGGAGACCGAGAAAACUGAAAGCGGCACAACGAGCAGACUUCUCGUAACACAGGCCAGAUUGAGCGACAGUGGAAAUUACACGUGCAUUCCUAGCAAUGCAAAUCCGGCAAGCGUGAUGGUACAUGUCCUCAACGGCGAACAUCCAGCAGCUAUGCAACACGGUGGCAGUUGCGGCAUCUUCUGUACCGUACCGAUCAUCCUUCUCACUGGUACUACUGUUCUGAUCUCGAAUCUGUUAAGGUGAGCGGUCCUUGUUGUGUGAAACGUCGAGGCUAAACGAAAGAUUUAGAAUUAUUAAUUAAUAAUCGUCCUAAAAGGGAAAAGUAUGAGAAAAUAUGAGUUAAAUCAAUAUCGAUUAAAAAAUCAAACGAAUAAAUCGCGUUGAAACUUUGAAAGACGAUUUCAAUGUGCACGAUAAGGAAAAGAGACACAGAGUGAUGUGCGGACACGCAAAGAUUCAUGCUUUACAAUCAAAAGUUACAAACCGGUGUUAGACUAGGACGAAGCUAAUAAACGAAUAUCGAAGCUCGCGACCUAAUUCUCAAAACGAGAUCGUAUCUAUCGGUAUGUGUACUGUAACCGGAAUACAUCGACGAUUCCCUACUCUUCCUCUACUAGCCCUUAUCAUCGAAUCAAUCCCAAAAUUCGAAAGGAAACUCCCGAGGAAAGAUUCUUUAGGAAUCAAGCGUUUCUAAGCUAAUCAUCGUCGACGAUCGAUCAUUAUAAUCAAAGUACCUAUUUAAAUAAAAGGAAUAUAGAUAGUGGAAUAAGUUACAAUUGUAUAUAUAAAAGCGGAUGUUUGGAUGUUGUUAUGGUUCGACGUAACCUCGAUGUACAGACUAAGGCGUUUAUAUAUAAAUAUACAUAUUAUAUAUAUAUAUAUAUAUAUAUAUAUAUAUAAAUUAUACAUAAAUUGUCCGCGAAAAGAAGAAGAAUUCGUUCCGUAACGUUAAGUUCGAACUAGCAUUGUAUAUAACUUAUAUAUCGAUCGAUUACAUUAUCGUAACGCGCAUCGCUUUUUGCGAAUCUAGUUAAAAAAAAUAAAAAAAAAAAAAAAAAACCAUGCCCGACGAUUUUCCUUUUUUUUCUUUCUUUCUUUUAUUUUUUCUUUUCUUUCUUUUAUUUUUUUCUUUUCUUCUUCUUCAAUAAAAUAUUUUUAUCAUUUAUGACAUACAACUAUUACCGUUCUGUUCAAUGAUAUCAGUCGAAUUUUAUAAUACUCUUCGGAAUACGAUUCUGUUAAAUCUUUUCCUUUACAAUUCUAAUACGAUACGAUUCCUGUCAUCUCUGAUAUUUUACAUAUCUCUCGUUAAGAAUGGCCUACGAUCGUGAUUUAUCAUAAAGUGAAUAUCGAGUUUAAAUCGUAGAAAUAAAAUCGUACGAGGCAAAAGUAAAAAAGCUUUGAGUUCGUUCUUCGCGAUUCUUUUUCUUUCUUUUCUUUUUUUUUCCUCUUUUUUUUUUCGCGUUCCUAGAUAGCAUACGUCCCCCUCGAGAGUCAAAUUUCCAAAUCGAAUGCGCUCGUUCGAGAGUUAGAUAAUUGAAUACGUAACGUAACGUAAAGAUAGAACGUAAUUAUUUGACUAUAGCAUACUCGUUAGAGACUAACGAUUAAAAUAAAAAAAAAGAAAUAAAAAAAAAAGAAAAAAAAAAAGAAUAUUGUAAGGCC